This is a messenger RNA of Paraglomus occultum, 236 nucleotides long. The record is from the annotation of a GenBank genome assembly. NCBI's taxonomy places the organism in Eukaryota, Fungi, Glomeromycota, Glomeromycetes, Paraglomerales, Paraglomeraceae.
CGGGAGUAAUUGAUAAAUAUAAUAGCAAAAUUAAAGUAGGAAGUAGCUAUGUUGAAAGUAUCACUGACUAUGUUGGUGAAAAGAUAGUUAAACAUGACCAAAAAAAUCUUGCUGAGGAAUACUCGAACUUAGAAAAUGUUUCUCCAUCCUUUCAAAGCAAGGCUGAAGUAGCAGUGUUCGAGGAAGAAAUAGAUAAAGUUGAAACUAAGGUUGAAGAAAAACCUAAAACUGGUUGA